GUGUAUAAAACAGCCGAGAAACACCCAGCCGCUGGAAACUACCAAGCAGUGGAACAGCGUAAACACCUGAGAUCAUGGCAGCGAUGCAGGGAAGUGCAAUUGGCAAACCUCAGUUUGGCCCAUGGCUCAUAGAGCAGGUGGAAAGUGGGACAUAUGAGGGAUUGCGCAUGAUAGGCAAUGACAUAUUUCGGAUCCCCUGGAAACACAACUCCCGAAAAGACCUUGGGGACGACGAUGUUAAAAUAUUUAAGGCAUGGGCUGUGGUCAGUGGGAAGAUCAACGAGCACCCUAACGACAAAGCGAAAUGGAAGACAAAUUUCCGUUGUGCACUUCAUAGUCUAAAAAACUUCGAGAUGUUAGAGGAUCACUCCAAAGAUCAGGACGACCAACACAAAGUCUAUCGCAUCAUCCGUCCUCAAAACCACCAAGAGAUCCAGAAUGUAGAGCCAGUUCAACUUCCAUUCAUUCCUCAUCUCUACAGUGCAUCUAAUGACAUAUCUGAAGAAAUGGAGCAGGAAUUGCUCAACCAGGUGGAGACAAUGGAUCUAAGUGAACAACAUGCAGAAUCCCAUGCAUGGAACAACGGUUCCCAACAAAUCAUUCCGACCACCUCAAGCAACUACUAUGAGACUCCCUACUCUGAUGUUCCAUGCAUGCCGAAUAACACACCUCCCCCAGACCAGCUGCCCUACAAUACAGGGCAGCAAUGUAACCUUCCAGCUCUCUGUGACAUGGAGAUCUCGAUCAACUACAGAAAAACAGAAGUUUUGAAAACUCGCCUCUGUUUGCCACUCGUUCAGUUUCACUACCAGUGCGACCCAUCUGAGCUGAGAGGAGAGCCAAUCCGUUUCCCAUCCACCGAGGGUCUGAUCGACCAAAAACAGAUCCAGUUCACUAAACGCAUCCUGGACAGCAUUCAGAGAGGUCUGCAGUUGGAGGUAAACCAGUAUGGCAUCUACGGCUUCCGUCAGGACCAGUGUAAAGUCUUCGUCAGCACCAGCGACCCAUCUGAGAUCCAGAACCCAGAGCCCAGGAAACUGCACCAGAACACCAGAGAGCAACUGCUCUGCUUUGAUAAGUACUUCAGAGAUCUGAUAGAUUUUAUAGAGAACAGACGGGGUUCUCCGGAUUACACCAUCUACCUGUGCUUUGGAGAGAAGCUCCCGGAUGGAAAACCACUGGAGAAGAAACUUAUUACUGUCAAAGUUGUACCUCUGAUUUGCCGUGAACUUCAUGAGAGAGCUCAAAUGGAGGGAGCGUCCUCUCUUCGCAAUGGAAACGUUAGCUUGCAGAUCUCCCACAACAGCCUUUUUGACCUCAUAAAUUCUUUGGGUCUGCCUUCAGUGGCCUAAAGCAUGAAAUCAGUCAGCUGACAUGCCUUUCCACACACUCAUAUAU
Messenger RNA from Sinocyclocheilus anshuiensis, 1398 nucleotides. Its product is annotated as interferon regulatory factor 3-like. Gene Ontology annotation, cellular component: nucleus. Gene Ontology annotation, molecular function: RNA polymerase II cis-regulatory region sequence-specific DNA binding; DNA-binding transcription factor activity, RNA polymerase II-specific; protein binding. Gene Ontology annotation, biological process: regulation of transcription by RNA polymerase II; immune system process. The transcript is spliced from 9 exons. NCBI's taxonomy places the organism in Eukaryota, Metazoa, Chordata, Actinopteri, Cypriniformes, Cyprinidae. The record is from RefSeq and is a predicted model, not a curated record. Bases 75 to 1352 code for a protein of 425 amino acids.